AUGGCAAUCGCCCGUAUCGUUCUGGUAGUCCUUUAUCGCAAGCGCAUGAACCGCGACAGCCGUAAGGGUCUAGAAGAUCGCCAACGUGAAGACGGCUUCUAUGCUCACUAUGUGACCCAGCGCUUCGGCACUGAGGGAGCAGCACCAUCGACUGGACGCACCAAUCAUUCCCACUCACGACGCACCUCAGGCGACUCGAUCUAUGAUUUCAAGCAGGAUCACCCUCAUCACCUUGCUCAGUUGCCCGGUAAUGAGCCGGGUCUUUUUGAUAAUCGGUGA
Molecule: messenger RNA, 279 nt
Organism: Penicillium vulpinum
Lineage: Eukaryota; Fungi; Ascomycota; Eurotiomycetes; Eurotiales; Aspergillaceae
Exons: 2
Coding region: 1-279 (92 amino acids)
Source: RefSeq, a predicted model, not a curated record